GCUCCCGCGCCUCCUCCCCGCGGCACUCUGCUGUCCUGCCGCACUUCCCUAGCCUCCCACGGGUCCCGGCUGCCGCUCCUGCCCAGCUCCCCUGGCCUGCCCCGCGGCGGCCCCGGACCCUGCGCCACCGCAUGGAGCCCAACGCAUCGGGGAAUGCUUGCACCCCGGGACUCGGGCCGGGACCCGGGCUGGGCCCGGGGCUGCGCCCUGGGCCGCAUGCCAACCACUUCUCUGCUCCGGUGACCGCGCUGCUGGCCGCGCUCAUGGCGCUACUGGCGCUGGCCACGGUGCUGGGCAACGCCCUGGUCGUGGUGGCCUUCGCUGUGGACCGCAGCCUGCGCUCCCGCAGCAACUUCUUCUUCCUCAACUUGGCCGUCGCGGACUUGCUGGUGGGCGGUUUCUGCAUCCCACUGUACAUCCCCUACAUCCUGACCGGAGAGUGGAAGUUAGGGAAGGGACUGUGUAAACUGUGGCUGGUGACGGAUUACCUGGUGUGCACCGCCUCGGUAUUCAACAUCGUCCUCAUCAGCUACGACAGGUUCAUCUCUGUCACCAGGGCGGUGACUUACAGGGCUCAGAAGGGCAUGACCAGGAAUGCUGUCUUCAAGAUGGCACUGGUGUGGGUGGCAGCAUUCCUCCUCUAUGGGCCUGCCAUCAUCAGCUGGGAGUAUGUGGCCAAAAGAAGCAUCCUGCCCCGGGGGGAGUGCUAUGCUGAGUUCUUCUACAAUUGGUACUUCCUCAUGACGGCCUCCAUCAUUGAAUUCUUCACACCCUUUGUCAGUGUCACUUACUUCAACUUGAGCAUCUAUAUCAACAUUCAGAAGCGCAACUCUCUGAGGAGUGACUACACUGUCCCCAGCCAAGAUGGCUUGGAGAUGAACUUCCAGGGGAGAAAAAAGAAGCACAUCAUAUUUUUUGUUAAACCCGCUGAAAGGAGAAGCAAGAAAAGGAAAGACCAGGGCCUCUCUACCAAGCAAAACAGUGUUUCCUUGGAUGUUCCUGGGACUCAAGAUUUACCGCCUCUGCAGUUAGACCUCAGAACCAAAGCAGCACGGCGUCGGCAGAGCCACUACAGGCCCAGCGAAAGCAUCUGCAAUGCUGAAAGGCAGGCAGACCUUGCCAACACUGUGGCCAGUCGCCUCCGGCUUUCCCGGGAUAAGCGAUUGGCCAAGUCAUUGGCCAUCAUUGUGUGUGUAUUUGGCCUGUGCUGGGCUCCCUACACUUUGUUCAUGAUCAUCCGAGCAGCCUGUCAUGGGACGUGCAUCCAGCACUCCCUCUAUGAGACAUCCUUCUGGCUCCUCUGGCUGAAUUCCGCUAUCAACCCUAUUCUGUACCCACUCUGCCACGUGAGUUUCAGAAAAGCGUUUAUCAAACUGCUGUGCCCUGGAAAGGCCAAGAUCCACCCUCAUAUGUACAUGUGACAGAAAUAUCUCUUGUGCCAGGUUACCUAACCCCUACACACCACGAAGGAGAGGCAACCACAAACACUUUCCUAAGCCACUGCUAUCCACUCCACCUGGGUCUUUGCCACAAGGAAACAAGGAAUCCAUAUAACAAAUGAAACAAGUUCCUCCAAAUAUUUUUUAAAUAUUGUCUAUGAAAUUGUCAUCAAGGGCUUUGUCUGGCGGGGGGGCGGGGAUGUUUAGUUUUGCAGUCUCUAACCCAGGGCUUCAUGCAAGCCAGGUAGGGCUUUGUUAAUUCAAAAAUCUCUGUCCCGGAGUGGGAUUGUAGCUCAGUGGUAGAGCACUUGCCUAGCAUGUAUGAGGCACUGAGUUUGAGCUUCAGUACCACAUAUAAAUAAAUAAGUAAAACAAAGGUUAAAAAAUUUUGUUUGUGUGUGUGUGGCACAAAUUAAAAUUUUAGUUUUAUUAUUACCAAUCUGGAUUUUUAAAAAGCUAUAGCAUACUAUUUAUGUUUUUGGCAUAACAAAAUAUUAUCACUUUUUUCUUUUUUUAAUUUUAAUUUGUUAUAUAUGAGAGCAGAAUGCAUUACACAUAUAGAGCACAAUUUUUCGUAUCUCUGGUUGUACUCAAACUACAAUUUAAAAAAAAAAAAUUUGCUCUCUGGAUCAGCAGCAUGGGGAUUACCUGAGAGUUUAUUAGAAUUCUCCGGCUGUACCCCAGACCUGCUGAAUCCCAGAAUCUGCAUUUUUAACAAGCUCCCUGAUUGAUCUAUAUGUUUAAUAAAGUUUGAGAAGCAUUGAUCCUAGGAAUGUGUAAAAGGAUAAAAAUGGUUAAGAAAAAAAUGUUUUUGUAAUACCUAUCUCCUGUGGAGUCAUCCUACCUAAGGCUUAAAAUUACUGAGGCUUAAGUUUGUUAAUUUUACCAAAUUUUCACACACUAUCCUAUCAAUAUAUUUUACUUGUUGAUAAGGCUAACCAGUUUAAAUAUGCAACUUUUGUUUGAAGUAGUAUACGAGAGUAUUUCAUCACUUUUGUGUAUAUAAAUAAAGACAAGACAUGAAAAAGGAUAGAACCUAGUUUUACAGAAUAUACUAGGUUUCAUAGCUUACCUUUAUAAAAACAUACCAGAUAAAUGCAAAUGCAAGAGAUUAACUAGGAAUAUGACUCAGUGGUGGAGUCCUUUCCUAGCAUGGACAAAGCCCUGGGUUUGAUCCCUAGACCACCACCAAAACAGUUUUAAUUAAAAAAAAAAAAGUUCUCAAAUGCUAGAUAUUAUACCUAGUGGCCAUGAAGCCUCCAAAGGGUUUGUUUGUUUGGGUACUGGAAUUGAACCCAGUGGUACUUUACCAUUGAUAUAUAUCCCCAGUUCUUUUAACGUUUCCUCAAAUGUAAUCCUCCUGCUUCAGCCUUCUGAGCUUCUGGAAUUACAGGUGUGAGCCACCAUACCCAGCUUCACACUUUCUUUGUAUUUGUACUUGGUUCUUUCUGAUGAGUGAAAAUGGAUUUAAGUUACAACUUAAUGCUUAGUCAUAGGAAGACAUUUCUGUCCUUAAGCUAAUUAAACACUGUAAUGAGUGGUAAAACAGUCUCUAGAGAUUUUGGAAGUAUUGGCCUAGUUUUGUUGGUACACUGCUGGUAACAUAGAGAAGUGAACAGCAAUACGAGAUCUAGACCACCCCACUUCCAGAUGACUUGUUUUAAAUUAACACAAGCUGGGAAGCUUGUCUUUAACAUAGGUAACUGAAGUGUGCAGCAAAUGUGUAGAUAGUGGCACCUGAAAUGUGGUCUGCUGUCCAUCCCCAGGGCACCCCCAUAGGGCCAACCCUAGCAAACAGGAAGGCAUCCUUCUCCAGAGAUUUCUCCACCCAGAACCUUUCAUGGACAAUAUGUAGUCUGGAAUUCCCAUCAUUAAAGAAAAUUUUGUUGAAAAAUCCUUUCAAAUCGAUUCUGCUUGAUAUAAUUACCUUAGGUUCACAGAGAUAGCAAAUGUAAUGGAAAACCCCUACAAAAUCAAGUUAAAUCCCCUCCCAUUGCCUAUGAUGGUUAGCUUAUUCCUUAUGGUCUCUCAUAUUUCUCAGUGGCUCUGAGAAUUGCACAUGAACUGUUCUACAACUGCUCACCAUUCUUCAAAUUAUUCUACCAUGCCUCAUCAAGUUAAAUGCCUCCUUCCUUCCUCUUUUAGUUGUUCGGAUAAGCUUACAAUCUAUGCAAAGUCAUUAAUGGCCAGAGUUGUGUUACAGUUCACUCACCUAAUGGCCACCAGUCUCAGGGCUUGGGGAACAAUCAGAAACAUGAAUUUCCAUGUAAAGAAGCAACUGCUAGUCAGGCACAGUGGCACACAUAUGUAAUCCCAGCACCUGGGGAGGCUGAGGCAAGAGGAUUGCAAGUUCAAAACCAAUCUCAGCAACUUGAUGAGACUGUGUCUCUAAAUAAAUAUAGAAAAAGGCUGGGGAUGUGGCUCAGUGGUUAAGUGUCCCUGGGUUCAAUCCCAGGUACCAAAAAAAAAAAAAAAAGCAACACACUUUUUGCUUAGACUCUAAUCAUUGGUUUGCUGACUGGAGACAGGAAAAGGAGGUCAGGAAAGUGCUGUCACAAGAGGCAUUGCUCAUCCAUUCAUAUCAUCUUCCUAGAUGUGGCCUCUAGUGACUAUCUCCUCAUCUUGGGGAUUUAAUGCCAUUCAGCACCAGUUCUCCUCUGUUCUGUGCUUCUAUCCAUCUGUAAAGGAUUUCCCCCACAUCCAUUAAGGACAGGUAUUUUUUAUGUAAGAUGUAGUAGAUAUUAUUAGAAAAGGGAGAUAGACAUAAAAUAGCCAGGUGUGGUAAUGCACACCCACUUCUAAUUCCAGCUUCCCAGGAGGCUGAGACAGGAGGAUUCCAAGUUUGAGGCCAGCCCUAGCAACUUAGCAAGACCCUGUCUCAAGGGAAAAAAAAAAAAAAAAAAAGAUGGCUUAUGUUGGCUGAGGAUGUAGCUCAGGGAUGGAGCACUUGCCCAGCAUGUGCAAGGCCCUGGGAUUAAACCCAUAGUGCCAGAAAUAAAAAUUAAAAACACAAACUUUUUAUACUUACACUCUACAGAGAGAAAAUCAUCAAAGAGCUAUAAAAGUUUUUAAAUGUCUCUUCAAUUUUGCAAUAUUUAUCUCAUUGCGCAUAGGCAACUUCUAUGAGUUACUCUUUUAAAUGCCUGGCUCUAGCUAUUAUAAAUAGGACUGGAAGUUGGGCAUUCACUUCACAAGAGGUAAUGGGAAGUCCAUACAACACUCUCCAGAACUCACCCAACCCCCCAACCCCCAAGUCCUUCUUCAGUGCUGUUCUGUCACUAUGAAUCUGUCUUCAUACCAGACUAAAAUUGUUUAAUCUGUAGACCAUAUCAUGUUCACCCUUAAAUUCAGUGCCUAACUAUAUCUGGCAUAUGGUAGGUACUUCAUUUUUUUCAAUAAAGAAAUGUAUAAAU
Messenger RNA from Marmota monax (woodchuck), 4852 nucleotides. Its product is annotated as histamine H3 receptor-like. The transcript is spliced from 3 exons. Bases 132 to 1421 code for a protein of 429 amino acids. Gene Ontology annotation, biological process: adenylate cyclase-activating adrenergic receptor signaling pathway. Lineage: Eukaryota; Metazoa; Chordata; Mammalia; Rodentia; Sciuridae. The record is from RefSeq and is a predicted model, not a curated record. Gene Ontology annotation, molecular function: histamine receptor activity. Gene Ontology annotation, cellular component: membrane.